Molecule: messenger RNA, 1935 nt
Organism: Phytophthora infestans T30-4
Lineage: Eukaryota; Oomycota; Peronosporomycetes; Peronosporales; Peronosporaceae
Product: urocanase, putative
Exons: 3
Coding region: 1-1935 (644 amino acids)
Biological process (GO): L-histidine catabolic process
Molecular function (GO): urocanate hydratase activity
Source: RefSeq, a predicted model, not a curated record
AUGUCAUCCGUAGACUUGAGUAUCCUGCGCAACGGCAUCCCGGCCGAGCUGCCGGCGCACCCGGGCAACCACCCCGACCCGACGCUGCCCAAGGCUCCGCACCGCAACAUCGACGGUCUGUCCAAGGACGAUCUCGUGCUGGCCGUGCAGAACGCGUUACGGUACUUCCCCGAGAGGUUCCACGCCACUCUGGCUCCCGAGUUCGCGCAGGAACUCAAGGACGAGGGCCACAUCUACAUGCACCGCUUCCGUCCCGUGCAGUACGAGAUGAAGGCGUACCCCAUUGACCAAUACCCGGCCAAAUGCAAACAGGCAGCUAGUAUCAUGCUUAUGAUCAUGAACAACCUCGACCGUCGCGUUGCACAGUUCCCCAACCACCUGGUCACUUACGGUGGCAACGGUAGUGUCUUCCAGAACUGGGCACAGUACUUGGUGGCCAUGCGCUACCUGUCCGAACUCACGGAACAGCAGACGCUCGUCAUGUACUCUGGUCACCCUAUGGGUUUGUUCCCUAGUCGUCCUGCAGCUCCACGUAUGGUAGUGACCAACGGUCUAAUGAUCCCCAACUACUCCACACGCGCUCAGUACGACAAGGCCUACGCUAUGGGUAACACCCAGUACGGUCAGAUGACUGCUGGCAGCUACUGCUACAUUGGUCCGCAGGGUAUUGUACACGGUACGACCAUUACUAUCGACGAAUCUGCAGUGAAGAAGCGUCACGAACAGGGCUGGGUUGACGAGGUCGUGAGCGACCUGGACGCCUGUGUCGUUCGUAUCCGUGAGGCAAAAGCCAAGGGCGAGGUGGUGAGCUUGGCGUACCACGGCAACGUCGUCACUCUUUGGGAACGUCUCGCCGACGAGGCUGAAGCUACGGGCGAGCUGCUCGUGGAGCUCGGCUCGGACCAGACUUCCCUACACAACCCGUUCAACGGCGGCUACUACCCGGUCCAGUUGUCGUUCGAGGAGUCUCAGCGCGUCAUGGCUGAAGACCCGGAGCGCUUCCAGGAACUGGUACAGGAGUCUCUGCGUCGUCACGCUGUCGCUAUCAACCGUCUGACAGCCAAGGGCAUGCGGUUCUGGGACUACGGUAACUCGUUCCUAUUGGAGGCACAACGUGCCGGCGCGGACGUGUUGCGUCCCGGUGUUAAGCCCGAGGAGGCUGCUGUCUCGACUACUGCCUUUAAGUACCCUAGUUACGUUCAGGACAUCAUGGGCGACAUUUUCUCGCUUGGUUUCGGUCCGUUCCGCUGGGUCUGUACGUCGGGUGACCACGCGGACCUGCAGAAGACAGACGCCAUUGCUGCCCGUGUGAUGCGCGAGCUGCUGGCCGAACCGGAAGUGCCGGACCGGGUCGCGGCUCAGCUGCGUGACAACUUGCGCUGGAUUGAGGCUGCAGAGGAGAACAAACUGGUCGUGGGAUCGGAGGCGCGUAUCCUGUACGCUGACCGUGUGGGUCGCGGCACGAUCGCCAUGGCGUUCAACGCCGCUGUGGCUAGCGGCGAGCUCUCGGCACCCGUCGUGCUCAGCCGCGACCACCACGACGUCAGCGGCACCGACAGUCCGUUCCGUGAGACGUCGAAUGUGACGGACGGCUCGGCUUUCUGUGCCGAUAUGGCGGUGCAGAACGCGCUGGGCGACGCCGCUCGCGGAGCUACGUGGAUCGCACUGCACAACGGCGGCGGUGUCGGCUGGGGCGAGGUCAUGAACGGUGGCUUCGGAAUGGUACUGGACGGCUCGGAUGACGCGCGCGAGAAGGCGGCGUGCAUGCUCGGCUGGGACGUCAACAACGGCGUGGCACGUCGUGCGUGGGCGCGCAACGCCAACGCGCGCUUCGCUAUUGAGCGCGAGAUGAAGGCGGACCCUUUGCUGACGGUGACGCUGGCUAACGAGGCCGACGACGCGAGCGUGCGUGACGCUGUGAGCAAGCUCUUCUAG